UUCCUUUAUAAUUAUAACUCCAACUCUCUACGUUAAUUAAUAAAAUGCUAUAAUAACUAAAUAUAUAUGUUUAUUAUAAUACAUGUUAGAUGUGCCAUAAAUGUAAGCUAUAAUAAACGUUAUAUAUCGCGCGACCUUGCAGAUAGUUCGUGUAAUGGAUGGAAACUAUUUAUAACUUGCAUUGUGCAGGUAGUUCGUGUUAGUCACGUGACUUGUAGUAAACUGCGGCAGAACGUAAUAUGGGCACGUUGCGCCAGCAGGGGUCGUGCGCUUCAAUCAUUACGUCAUCCUGUGCAAGGUUUAAUAAAAACUAAAUUGCAAAAAUGAUCAAGUCCUUCAAACAUGCUGACUUCAUAAUUCAAGUCCACGUGGUUGGUUUUUACUCAAUAAACAAUGAGAACCCAUGCAGAACUUAUACAAAUUGACGUUUUCCCUCCGUCCGCGCAGGAUGGUCAUAUGACAGGUAUGCAUUUAAACGAUCACGUGAACGCCACCACGCGAAGCAAGCCCCCAAAGUAGGAACAGCUCGAGUCAAAGGUAACGAAAUAUGAAAUAUGCCGUCACCAAUCCCCGUCACGCGAUUGUUGCCGAAGGACUUUGGGCUCGAGUUUGGCGCAUGCAGCAGCCCACUUACCAAAACUGCGAGUGGAUCGACCUUGCGCGUCCCCACGAGCAGGUUUCACGGUAAGGUCGCCCACAGACUGUGGUCCUCUGUGAUCAACUGGCGUGAACUCCAGACUCUGGAGGCCAUCGGCAGCGGUGGAUUCGGCAAGGUGUUCAAAAGCAAGUAUUUCGGCAAGACCGUCGCCGUGAAGAAAGUGAGGUGCGUGAAGAACAAACUGGCGUCGAGGCAAAGUUUCUGGGCGGAACUCAAUGCCGCGCAUCUGCAACAUAAAAACAUCGUGCGCGUGAUCGCGGCCACCACAUGCGCUCCGGCGCAUCUGAACACCAAAGACAACAUUGGGACGAUUAUAAUGGAGUUCGCGGGCACCCGAAACCUGCAGCAGAUUAUAUACGGACUCACGGAUCAGCUGCCGAUGGACAAGUGCAUUAAGUAUUCAGCAGACAUCGCGUGCGCCCUCCAGCACUUGCACGCGCAGAGCAUAGUGCACCUGGAUUUAAAACCCGCCAACGUGUUGGUAUCGGAGGAGGGUGUUUGCAAGCUGGCAGACUUUGGGUGUUCUAUUAAACUAUCGGGCAAAAGCGACGCGACACACUUGAUGGAAAUCGGCGGUACGUUCACUCAUCGCGCGCCCGAGCUGCUGAAAGGUGAGGAGGUUUCCACGCGCGUGGACGUUUAUUCUUUUGGCAUCACAAUGUGGCAGCUCCUCACCAGAGACCCGCCGUAUGAUGGGGACAGACAGUAUAUACUGUACGCUGUUGUGGCCUAUAAUCUGCGUCCUGCCCUCAGCAAGGAUGUUUUUAUGCAGUCGUCUGCUGGACAGGCAUGUCAGAAUCUGAUCAGCCGGUGUUGGGCGGGGGACGCAAGCAUUCGACCCUCCGCAGACCUACUCGUCACCGAACUCUCUAUGAUCUUUUAAAUGCUCAUUGUUAGGAUUUUCAUUGUUAUAAAUAGAUGAAAUUGUUUAAUCUGAAAUGUCUUUUUAUUAUUGUAAAAUAUAGCUGUUUUGUUUAUUGUUUUUUAUGUCAUCUGUAACACGUUUUAAAAUAAGGUUUAAUUAAAAUGUUUCUGUUAAAAGUU
Molecule: messenger RNA, 1702 nt
Organism: Triplophysa dalaica
Lineage: Eukaryota; Metazoa; Chordata; Actinopteri; Cypriniformes; Nemacheilidae
Gene: mos
Product: v-mos Moloney murine sarcoma viral oncogene homolog
Exons: 1
Coding region: 555-1541 (328 amino acids)
Biological process (GO): protein phosphorylation
Molecular function (GO): ATP binding; protein kinase activity
Source: RefSeq, a predicted model, not a curated record